Morone saxatilis (striped sea-bass) is the source of this 626-nucleotide messenger RNA. RefSeq names its product chromosome unknown C15orf40 homolog (gene cunh15orf40). The record is from RefSeq and is a predicted model, not a curated record. Gene Ontology annotation, cellular component: cytoplasm. Lineage: Eukaryota; Metazoa; Chordata; Actinopteri; Moronidae.
GUGAAAGGUCGGCCGCCCGUCGGUGGAGCAGCAGAGGCGGAAGCUUCCUGUCCGGUGGCUCGAGACAAAAGCGGCGCUGUUACCAUAACGGUGCACGCGAAGCCCGGAUCCAAGCACAGCGGCAUCACAGACGUCUCUGCUGAGGCGGUGGGAGUUUCCAUCGCGGCGCCGCCAACAGACGGAGAAGCAAACGCUGAGCUGGUUCGCUACCUGGCUGAAGUCCUGGAGCUGAAGAAAAGUCACGUAUCUCUGGACAAGGGCUCCAGAUCCAGAGACAAGCUGAUCAGAGUGGACUCCUCUCUCAGUCCGGAGGAGGUACUGAGGAGGCUCAGGGAGGCUGCGGGCUGACAGGAGGGACGGAGGAGGUGGACGGAGGAGGUGGACGGAGGCUGAAAGAGGCUGCAGGCCCGCAGGAGGACAGAGGAUAGAGGAGCACACAUGUCACAGCUGGACCAGUACAGUUACUGGGGGGUCUGAAAAACCACGACAUCACCAUGGAAACGGACUGAUGUCCAUCCCCAGACCUGCUGGAGGAGGACGGGGUGAUGAAGAUGAAGUCACUCGUGUAAAAGAGCUUUUAAUGCUCGUUGUUUGGUGUCUUUAAAUAAACAGAUUGUGAGAAUGAA